AUGUCAGUAAAUACAAUUACUUUUACAUUAAAGAAUCAAUGCAGCAGUGAAGUUAUUUGGCCUGCUAUCCAAGGCAGCCUAGAAAUUAAUGGAAAUACAAUAAACGACCCGAUUCCCGCUGGCUUGGCUUUGAACCCUUUCAAAUCAUUUACAACUGCACCGUUUCCAGUUCCCUGGUCAGGCAGAAUUUGGGCUCGUCAACACUGUAAGGGCGAUGGAACUAACUGUCGUGUGGGCGAUUGCGGGGCUUCUAGCUGUUGGGGCAAGUCAACCAAGGCUGUUACUCUGUUUGAAGUUACUGCAGAGCCCGAGAAACUAUGGUAUAAUUUAAGUCUCGUCGACGGUUAUACUACGGGCAUAUCUGUAGUUCCGGACAAGAAGGGAUGUAAAACCCUGACUUGUGAUGUGCCCCCCUUCUUAGGAGGCCAUGAUCCCUCUAACACGCUAUGCCCUGCAACCAACCUCAAGUUGUCAAACCCUGAACAACCCUUCAAGAGCCUGGACCAAGUGGAUGGCUGUCUUUCGGACUGCUCUCUCUAUGGUACAGAUGAAUACUGUUGCCAGAACGCGUGGAAUGAUCCGAAUAAGUGUCCAGCCAGCAGUGCAUGGUUCAAAGAGGCAUGUCCUGAUGCAUAUAGCUACCCUUAUGAUGAUACAGCGGUGAAUACCUGCGAACUGUCCGAUAUUACGAUUGUGUUUAGCUGUAAGAAGAAGUAG
Fusarium oxysporum Fo47 is the source of this 717-nucleotide messenger RNA. RefSeq names its product PR5-like protein. The transcript has 2 exons. Gene Ontology annotation, biological process: defense response. The record is from RefSeq and is a predicted model, not a curated record. The coding region runs from base 1 to 717 and encodes 238 amino acids. Gene Ontology annotation, cellular component: extracellular region. Lineage: Eukaryota; Fungi; Ascomycota; Sordariomycetes; Hypocreales; Nectriaceae.